Molecule: messenger RNA, 588 nt
Organism: Paecilomyces variotii
Lineage: Eukaryota; Fungi; Ascomycota; Eurotiomycetes; Eurotiales; Thermoascaceae
Exons: 3
Coding region: 1-588 (195 amino acids)
Source: RefSeq, a predicted model, not a curated record
AUGAAGUUCAAUCUCUUCGUCCUCUCCGGCCUCCUGGCCUUCGCUGCUGCCGCGGACAGCACUUCCUCGUCUGCUUCCGCGACUGCUUCUCUGUCUCCUGAAGCAUCCUGCGCGGCCAAAUGUGCUGCCAGCGACGUCUGCUGCAAGGCCCAGUGCUACAAGGUUCCUUGCCCGAACGAUGCGAUGGCCAACGACACCACCGCUUGUGCUGCUGCCUGCCCUCAGGGUAGCGGUACGCCCGCUGAUACUCAGAAGUACGCGCAGUGCCAGCAGAGCUGCUUCAGCUCUCUGUUCUUCCCUGCUACUGCCAGCGGAGACUCGUCCAACGGACAGGCCACCGCCGCCAGCACUACCGGUAGCGGAGCCUACGUUGCAAACACUGCCAAGGCUCAGGCCACUAGCUCUGGAUCGUCCAGCUCCUCUUCUGAUUCCUCCUCCAAGUCCGGCUCCAAAUCCGACUCCGGUUCCAGCUCUGGCACCAGCUCUGCUUCGAGCACCGAGUCCACCUCCAACGCUGCUGACCAUCUCCAGCUUGGCGUUUCCGCCGCUGGUCUCAUGGCUGUUGUUGCAGCUGCCAUGGCCCUGUAA